UGAUACUGGUAAUGAUAUUGUUUUGUUAAAAUGAUGCAGACUGGGGAGGAGGAGGAAGAGGAAGAGGAGGUUGAGAGGAGGAGUUAAGGGAUAAUUUAAAGAAAUGUUGUGUGUGUUUGUGGGGUAAAGGUUAAGUAGGAAUGUUUUCAGUGCAGGAAAGCUUGGUGGUAGAUGAGGGAAGGAGAGAGGGAGUGUUCGUAAUGCUAGGGCUGGUGCGUGGUUGAAGGAGCCGAGUGAGGGGAGAGGCUGGGAAGGAUCGCGUGCAAUGCUUGAGUGAUUGAUGACAGCUGAGGCACCGAGGGUGUGAGGGAGGCACGGGGGAGGGCGUCAGGGAGUGUUUGUAGUGUGGGAAGGGUCUUGAGAGGCGAGGGGUGGAGUUAAGGAGUUGAUUGACUGGAUUAAGGCGCUGCGACACUUGAGUCAUACGGGGUUGGUAGGCGGGGGGUGGAGAGAAGCUAUGGGAAGGUAUUGCCUUUAGCGGGACGCGUGGGAGAAUGAGAGAAGUGAGUGAAUCAUACCCAGCAGGAGAGCGCUGACCUACCGCCGAGGACAUGGUGAAGUGAUGCAGGACGACAGCGGAGUUCAGAGUCCAUGCCGUGUCCUCCUGAAGAAUUUGUGUUCAUGAGCGAUGUUUUGAGGGUACGUACGUGAGGUCCGCCACGCCUGUGUCCCCGCUCCUCGUCCUCGGCCCUGCCCGCGUCCCGAGUGUCCUGCUGCCUCACCUGGCGCCCCAGGAUUGCAGCGUACGGCACGGCAGCCUCCGUCGUCGUGCUCCGUGUUGCGGUGACGGAGUGUCUUAGGAAGGGCCGACCAGCGGUGACCAGCCCAGCUCCCCACACGGCUGCGCUCUGAGGUGGUGACGCGCGCCUGUUGCUCAGUGUUCCUUUGGAGUGGCUUGGCAGGGUCACCGGAGUAAUCAGCUGGGACGGGUUACAAAUGCAAGGAGGUAAACAGGCUGAGGGGGAGUGUAUCGGUGGCGCGGACCAGCCAGCCAGGCAGGCAGCCAGGCAGGCGAGGGGCGCACGCGUCCUGUGCCGGAAUCAAUAAAGGGCGCGUGUAGCCUCCGUGGGCCCAGUGUGAUGGUGAGCGUGUGCCAGUGAGGACAGCUGAGCGGGAUGUGAACCCUUGGCUGCAGCCCAGCGCGCUCUGCCAUCUACCGACAGGAUGGGCUCUGGGUGGGCGGUGGCGGUGACUGUGGUGGGCGGGGCGAGCAUCGUGGCGCUGCUGGGUCUGCUGGGGCGCUACCUUGGGGUGUGGACGUGGGCCCUGGCGUGGGUGAGGGCCGCCAGGGAGGAGAAGGUGCACCUCUGCAGGACUGAGCGAAACACCAGUACUCGAAGCUACCUGUUCGACAGUGACCUGGACUGGAUCGGGCUGUGGCCACGCACUGGGUCGUACAAGCGCUUCACCAACCUGGACGACCUCCCCAGUGUUCCCAGCAUGGACGACUCCAUUCGCCAAGCCGACGAGCCAGACCUGCCGCCUCAGCCCCUGCGCCCCGCCCCCGCACCCCCGCCCAGGCUCCCCGGGUGGUCAGACAGCGGCGGGGAGGGGUCAGCGUCCCCGGCCAGCAGCGUGGGGGGCUUCGGGGCGGGCGUGGAGACCCCUCCCGAACCUUCCAGACCAGCGCCAGUCCUGGACCGAAGGGACUCCAACCGCUCGCUGACUGGCAGGCUUUCCAGGAGGGAUUCGAGCAAGGAACUCCUGGCGGCGUCGCAGCAGAGCAGCCCCAAGCGGCCCUCCACCAACCCCUUCCGGGCCUCCUGGGUGCCGCCUGACGAAGCUUCGGAGGCGCCGCUCGCCCAGAACACUGUGGUGGAGGAGGCGAGGCCCGUCCAGACUACCGAGGGCUUGACGUUGGUGAAGGGGGCCGACUACCAUUCACCGCCCUCCUAUGGGGCCACCACAGCAGGCGCCCCUCCGCCCCCCACCUACUCUGCGGUCUCCACAGCCCCACCAAGCACUGCGGUUAUCACUUCCGCAGCAACCGCGCCUUUCUAUGCCUCCUCAAGCACCGCACCUUUCACGGUCCCAUCAAGCACUGCAGUGUGCACAGCCCCGGCAAGCACGGCAGCCACCACGUCUUUCUAUACCUCCCCGAGCACUGCAGCGUUCACAGCACCAUCAAGUACCGCAAUGUUCACGGCACCAGUUAGCACUACAGCGUUCACGCCCCCACCAAGCAGUGCAGCUUUCGCAGUCUCAGGAAGAACUGCGGCCACCACGUCCCCAGCAACCACUGUGUCUUUCUAUGCUUCUUCAAGCACUGCAGCGUUCACAGCCACACCAAGCACUGCAACGUUCACAGCACCUGCCUGUGCUGCAGGUUUUACAGCACCAGCAAGCACUGCAGCGUUAACAGCAUCAUCAAGCACUGCAGUGUUCACACCCACACCAAGCACUACACCGUUCACGGUCCCAGCAAGCACUGCAGCGUUCACAGCCGCAGCAAGCACCACAGCUUUCACAGCCCCAUUAAGCACUGCUGCGUUCACAACCACAGCAAGCACCUCAGCUUUCACAGCCUCACUAAACACUGCAGCGUUCACAGCCAAAGCAAGCACCACAGCUUUAACAACCCCAGCAAGUACGACAGAAUUUACAUCCCCAGCAAGUACUGGCACUGCAGUGUUCACACCACCAGCAAGCACUGCGCCUUUAUCUCCGGCAAGUACCUUAGCGUUCACAUCGCCAACAAGCACUGCAGCGUUCACAGCGACAGCAAGCACCGCAGGGUUCACAGCGCCAGCAAGCACCGCAGGAUUCACAGCUCUAGCAAGUACUAGAGCUUUUACAUCCGCAGCAAGCACUGAGGGUUUCACAGCCCCAGCAAAUACCAAAGUGUUCACAGCCCCAGCAAGUACCACGUCUUUCUAUGCCCCCUCAAGUACAGCAGUGUUCACUGCCCCAGCAAGCACUGCAGCUUUCACAGCUUCACUAAACGCCUUGUCUUUCCAAACUUCCUCCACUACCGCGGCGUUCAGCGCUCCGCCAAGCACCGUAACGUUCACCGCCGCGGCGAGCACUGCAGUAGUUACUGCCGCGGCAAGUACCACGUCUUUCUAUGAUUCAAGCGGCGCUGCAUUCUCGUCAAGCUCCGCGGAUCUCUCACCUUUCUCACACUCCACGCUCUCCUUCACCUCGACCACCACGGCCGCCGCGCCGCCGGCCCCGCCGCCUCAUACAGCUGUGACCGACUCUUCCUUGUCUCAUUCCUUCUCCGGGAACUUGAUGGACCUCAACUCCCCCAUCAAACCCGAGGAGGGGGAGGGCGUGGGCGGUCCGGGGCCGCUCCUCAACGGGCCUGGGGAAGGGCACUGGCCGGGUGAGGGGAAGACUAAGGAGGCUGGGAAAGAAGGAAUGAAGGCGGCACGGGACUUCAGCUCGCCUCAGCCUCAGCAGCCCCACACGAGCCUCGCGCCUCAGGCCAAUGGGGUCGUGGACAGUAGUGACCGCGCGAACAGUGACGCCGAUAACAUAUCACAAGACAUUACGAGCCGCAAAGCAGACACUGGCGUGACUAAGAGUUACGUGUUACAAAACUAUGAAAGCCCCUCCGGGACCAACGAAGUGUUUGCGAGUGGACCUUCCAGUGGUGUGUUCAGUUAUGAUAGGUUGAGCAGCGGGGUGAGCACCGCGGCGCCGCGACCCGCCUCGCCAAGGACUGGCGAGCCGCUCACGCCUCAGGUUUCAACGGAGCUGUCCUCGCGAGACUCCGUGGGCAGCCCGGAAUUGGGGAGGAGCUAUGAGGUGCCCGCCACGCCCCCCAACACGGCCACUAACCCCUACUCGCCCCACUCCCCGCACAUCUCUUCGCGCCUGGCGGAGGUGGAGGCGCGGAUGAAACAACUUGGGGCCACUAUGGAGCACCCCCGUGAUACCUCGCAGGACUGGUGGCCCACAGACACCUCCUCCAGGAGGGAACAGACUCUGCAGGGCAGCAGGGACAGCGGGAAGAACACUUUUUUCGGGAGUGUGGACAGUGGUGGAGGGGAGAGGCAGCCUGGGGGACUGGGGAGAGUAGAGGAGGAGGUUUCCUCCACCGAGCAGAGUGAGAGUGGUGUGGGUGUGCUGGGUGACAUGGAGGACGAGGAUGAGAGCACGAGGCGGGUGCGUGAGUACAUUGCGUCCCUGAGUGCCCGCCUGCGUCAGCUGCCCGACGAGGAGGACCUCAUGCACGGCCCUCUCGACCACUUGGGCACGCCGCCACCGUCAACCGCCCUGCCCAUCACGCCUCCGCACUCGGCGACAAAGUCCUUCUCUCAAGGCUCCACAGAGACACCCCCGAGCUCGGCGGGACCUUUCAGCGCCUUCAGUAGCACCCGGGCCACGGUGAGCGGCACGCCCCCCAGCUCUGCAGGCCUCAGAGGCUCCUUCACCAGCAGGCGUGCCUCCAUGGACGCCUCGCUGUCCCCGGUGUCACCUGGCCUCGGCAUCAACCGCAGAUUGUCUCUGGACACACCUCCGAGUUCGGCCGGACUGGUCACCUCCACACCGCCCAACUCCGCCGCUUCCCUCGCCACCUUCGCCGAUACACCGCCCAGCUCCGCCGGCUACUCCAGCUCGGGGCCAAACUCCGCCGAUCUGUCUGGCAGUUUUGACGGAGGCAUGGCAGGUGGGCCAGGACAUGGAUCCACGCUGAAAAGAGCCAUGUCCUGCGACUCCGUCAGUUCGGACACUUCCGUCACGCUGGGGGAGCUGGAGGACACGUUCGGCCAGGUGACGGGCCAGCUCGCCGUCCAGCUCAUCUACGACCGCAGUACUCGAGCAGCAACAAGGGAGGGUCGCGAGGUGAUCUGUCUUGCUGGAGGACCCGUCUGGUAUCCCGUGGAGGUGGAGGUGUUGGUAUAUAGCACGGGAAGGAUAUGCAUUGCCUGUGUGUCCCUCGGGAAGGCCCUGCGUUUGAAGAAUGGUGCAGCGUGGCGGGUACAGAGGUGACAGUGAUUGGAUGUGGCAAGCAGGGAAGGAGUAUAGCACGCGUCGUGAAAGAAAUUGACACUACUGGAAAAGAAAUGACACUGCUUUGUCUAAACUACUGGUUGAAUCGAGUCUUGCAGUCCAUAGUCUUUUUUUUUUUUUUAAGUUGAUAUUGUUUGGUUAUACAGCACUGGGUGAUUAGUAAAGGUGAUUUAUUAUGACAGUUCUUCCCUUCCGAUUUGUGUUCAGGGUCAAAUAUAUAUGUGUGGUACCUUUAUUAAGUAUAUACAUGAUGCCUUUAGAGAACUGUAUGUGUACAACAUGAAAUCAAAGUAACAAAUAACGUUGCGUGUGGCAGGGCGAAAGUAUAGUAGUGGUAGUGGUGAAGGUACUGAGUUUUGAUUAGAAUGACACGGUUCUCAAAUAUAUAUGUGGUACCUUUAGAGAACAAUGGACACACAACAUCCUUCCAGAAUAACAGUGCUCGGAAUUACAUGGUUCUUGAAUAUAUACAUGGUACUUGUAGAGAAAAAAUAAACUAUUUAUACUCGUAUACAACAUGCCUUCAGAAUUACGAUGCUUGUCUAACUUAUACUUGUAGAGAUGAAAAAGUGUAGUGAAUCUAAUACUUAUUGGUGGUGUUGAAGUGAAUGAGUGAGUAAGUAAAUCAGUAAAUUUUCUCCAUUCUUAUUUGUUGCUUACUUGUUGUCCAGGUGAGGU
This is a messenger RNA of Scylla paramamosain (green mud crab), 5637 nucleotides long. Its product is annotated as mucin-2-like. The transcript has 7 exons. Bases 1165 to 4938 code for a protein of 1257 amino acids. The record is from RefSeq and is a predicted model, not a curated record. NCBI's taxonomy places the organism in Eukaryota, Metazoa, Arthropoda, Malacostraca, Decapoda, Portunidae.